AUGCCCUCACACCAUAAAGCACCCACGCCGUGCAUCGCCUGCACGACUGACGUCAAACCCAGGGAGCCGGACAAGACCAGCGCAAUGGAUGAUGGGAAAGUACUUGAGCCCCGACCAGGGAGCCCCCCUGUUCCCGGCGAUGAGCCCCAGGCCAAGCGUGCGCCUUUCGCGCAGGCUGUGUACGACAUGACCCACUCGGAGAAGGUGAUGGCCGAACUGACACUCGGGCGCCGCGUGGGCCUGUACGAGUUGCGGGGGGAGAUAGGCAGCGGGAACUUCGCCAAGGUGAAGAUGGGAGUGCACACCCUGACGAGAGAGAGGGUCGCCAUCAAAAUCUUGGACAAGGCGCGCCUGGACAGGCGUUCCCGCCGCCUCUUCACCUCCGAGGUGUCCUGCAUGGAGAGGCUGUCGCACCCCAACAUAGUGCGCGUCUACGAGGUGGUGGAGAGCCUGCACCGCAUCUACCUGGUGAUGGAGUACGCAGGCGGAGGGGAGCUGUUCUCCCGUAUCGUCACCAGGGGGCGCAUGCCCGACAUGGAGUGCAAGCUGGUCUUCUCCCAGAUCAUAGCAGCGGUCAAACACAUGCACGACAACAACAUCGUGCACCGAGACCUGAAGGCGGAGAACGUCUUCUACUCCUCCAGCUACUGCGUGAAGGUCGGCGACUUCGGCUUUAGCACGGAGAGCGCGCCGGACGCCGUCCUCACCACCUUCUGCGGCUCGCCGCCCUACUCUGCGCCCGAGCUGUUCCGCGACAAGUCGUACGUGGGCCGCCCCGUGGACCUGUGGGCGCUCGGUGUGCUGCUGUAUUUCAUGGCGACGGCCGCGCUGCCCUUCAACGCCGCCACCCUGCGGCGCCUCAAGUUCUGCAUCCUGCAGGGCUCGUACACCCUCCCGCCGUACGUGCCCGACGCCUGCCAGCACGUGAUCCGCGGCCUGCUGCGGAUCAUCCCGGCCGACCGCACGACAGUGGCGCAGGUUAUGGCCAGCGCGUGGCUGCGGGGGGUGGAGUACGUCCAGCCGUACCCGCCCGUCGGGGGGCCGUCGGCGGUGCACCUGGCCGAGCCACAGCGGCAGUUGAGCCUGGAGGAGCGAGACGUGAAGGCCACGCUGCAGGAGAUGGGCAUCGGCGCCGCGCAGCUGCUCAACAACUGCGGACCCGUGGCGGACUCGCGGAGCCCCGUUACUGGGGUGUACCGCAUCCUGCUGCACCGGGCGCAGAGGAGGACCAUGGUGGAGGCGGUUGGGUACACGUCGUUUACGCCUGCAGACCUAAAGCCCGUCCGCCGAUGGUCAGUUCCUCUCAUGAUGGUGCAGAGGAGAGAGGUGCCGUCAAACAUGUGCACCAUCCUAUGA
Engraulis encrasicolus (European anchovy) is the source of this 1356-nucleotide messenger RNA. RefSeq names its product serine/threonine-protein kinase NIM1. The coding region runs from base 1 to 1356 and encodes 451 amino acids. The record is from RefSeq and is a predicted model, not a curated record. NCBI's taxonomy places the organism in Eukaryota, Metazoa, Chordata, Actinopteri, Clupeiformes, Engraulidae. The transcript has 3 exons. Gene Ontology annotation, cellular component: cytoplasm. Gene Ontology annotation, biological process: microtubule cytoskeleton organization; protein phosphorylation; intracellular signal transduction. Gene Ontology annotation, molecular function: ATP binding; protein serine/threonine kinase activity; tau-protein kinase activity.